Messenger RNA from Schistocerca serialis cubense, 2050 nucleotides. Its product is annotated as beta-alanine transporter-like. Gene Ontology annotation, cellular component: membrane. The transcript is spliced from 12 exons. The annotation marks the transcript as partial. Lineage: Eukaryota; Metazoa; Arthropoda; Insecta; Orthoptera; Acrididae. Gene Ontology annotation, molecular function: transmembrane transporter activity. The record is from RefSeq and is a predicted model, not a curated record. Gene Ontology annotation, biological process: transmembrane transport.
UAUGCCAUCGUGCAUCUGUAUACACGUCACCUCUCCGUCACCAUUGUUAUCGCGCCGCUGGAGGAGCGCGACGGCCUGGCGUCGUUCUCGCAGUGCCGCGUGCUGCGGCGCAACUUCUCGGCGCUGCUGGCCGCCGCGCCCUCCGAGGAGGAGCUGCUGCUGCUGCCGCGGCCCGCGGACGACGCCAGCGCCGCCGCCGGGCCCUGCCACAGCGGCUGGCACUUCGACUACUCGCAGUACGCCACCACCGUCAUCACGGAGUGGGAGCUGGUCUGCGACAGGGACUACUACGCAACGCUGGCACUCGUGCUCCUGGGCGUGGGCGGCCUCAUCGGCAACUACAUCUUCGGGUACCUGCAGGACAGCAUCGGGCGACGUCCGGCGUUCUUCAUCUACUUGUUCAUCGAGUGCUUCUUCGGCAUCGCUACGGCAUUCGCUCAGGACUUCGUCACAUGGACGCUGCUACGCUUUGGACUCGGUUUCACCGUCCCUGCCAUCCUUGGAACACCGUACGUCCUUGCGAUCGAGUUGGUGGGCCCGGAGAAGCGCACGACGAUGACGAUAAUGAGCAACAUCGCGUACUCGUUCGGGCUGGUGCUGCUGUCUGCCGUGGUGUACCUGGUGCGCGACUGGCGCCAGCUGGCGCUCGCCACAUCAGUGCCGUUCCUCUCCUUCUUCCUCUAUUGGUGGGUGCUUCCCGAGUCCCCGCGCUGGCUGCUGGCGAGAGGUCGCUUCGAGGAGGCGGAGACCAUCCUGAAGAAGAUCGCACGCGUCAACGGCAAGUCGCUGCCGGCCAACUACAUGGUGCAGCUCAAGCGCAGGUUCCAGGUGGAGCAGCACGUGCAGCACCGCGAGAAGCAGCGCCGCUACGGCAUCACCGACCUGGUGCGCACGCCCAACAUGCGCCGCAAGACGCUCAUCAUCACCUUCAUCUGGUUCACUAACACGAGCGUGUACGUGGGUCUGUCGUACUACGCGCCUGCCCUGGGGGGCGACGAGUUCCUCAACUUCUUCCUGGCCGGCGUGGUGGAGCUGCCGACCUACCUGUUCCUGUGGCCGGCGAUGGAGCUGUGGGGCCGGCGCUGGACGCUGUGCCUCAGCAUGGCGGUGGGCGGCGCCGCCUGCCUCGCCACCGUCCUCGUCCAGAGCAAUCCGUCGCUGACGCUCGGGCUGUACUGCGUGGGCAAGAUGGGCAUCUCGUCGUCGUACGUGGUGCUGCCGCUGCUCGCCUCGGAGCUGUACCCCACGGUGGUGCGCGGCAUCGGCAUGAGCACUUCGUCCGUCUUCGGCAUGCUGGGUCCCAUCUUCAUCCCGCUGCUCAACUACAUGGGGGAGGAGAUGCUGGUGCUGCCGCUGAUGACGAUGGGGGCGCUGCUGGUGGCGGGCAGCGCGUGCAGCCUGCUGCUACCGGAGACGCUGCACCGUGGUCUGCCGCAGACGCUGGAGGACGGCGAGGCCUUCGGCCGCGACUGGAGCUGGAGGGACUUCAUCCGCUGCUGUCCGCCCAGAGUGGGAGAUGUGUCAAUGGAAGAUAAGCCAACGUCCUUAGAAUCACCACUAAGAAGCCUGGUGCUGCAGCACCACCAGAAGGCGGCGGCGGGCAGCGGCGCGGCACCGCGCGCCUCCGUCACGGUGAUCGACGGCGGCGCCGGCGCCAGCGACGCGCCGUCCUCGCCGCGGCAGCUGGACCUUCCUGGCGGCCGCCACUGCGUCGCCGCCGGCUGCGAGGGCGGCGCCGCCCCCGCCUCCACCACAGAACACGCCGUCCGCAUCACCGUCGUGUGAAGUCCGCCGCCCGACGCCCCGCUGACGACACAAGUGCCUUCUCCUGUCUGCUCCUCUCCGCCGGAGGGACCAAGCCACACUUUAGACAAACGCAAAUGUUACGACGUUUUUACACAUUUUAUGGAAUGUUAUAUUUAGUAAUAUAUAUUUACUGCUACGUGUAUUUGAUACGACAGAAAUUUAAAGAAGAAUCUCACGUUGUUACGAGAUUGACAGCUGUAGUGCUGUGUCAUUUGUUGAGUUAAUUAAAGUGUUAUAAUUACCA